GAAGAGCGCGGGACUGUAAUGGGUACAAGACAUCCUGAGGUCUCUGGUUCGAUCCCGGAAGGAGGGAGUUAUUUUUCUUUGGCUUUAUAUGAAUUUUGGGACGAUCGUCUUUUUUGGCCAUUUAGUUACGUAAUCAAAGCUGAGAGAAUGAUUAUAUCAUUAAUAAUCUGAUUGGGGAAGAUACUGGAGAAAGAAAAAAAGUCAUGACAAAUGGAAGUAUCGAUAACUUCAGCAACGGGCCUCUUUGUCUAUGCUUGGCUGGGUUUGCCUCUUUUUCUCUCUCCACCAACAGACUAUAACAAUACAGAAGAUGGCAUCAACACAGAGGGCACUAGCUGCUUACCGUUCAGCUCUGCGGGCAACGAGGGUUGCCUUCACGACUGACACCAGCACAUUAGCUGCCGCCAGAACGAACAUAAAGCAGGAGAUGAGGGCCGAAAAGUCCUCCACGAACCCAGACUACACGCCGGCGCAGAGAAUCGAGCUUCUGGAACAAGUUGGCGCCUUCUUGAGACGGAACAUUGUCCAGGGCGUCAAGCGUGACGAUUCCGAAGGUCGAUAUGCGCUGAACAUCCACCAGGACACCGAGCUAGGCGACAAUAACGAAAUCAAGAAGAACAAGUCUCGAUUCAAAGCCUCAGGUGCACCACCAAGCGGGGGUGGCUGCUGUGGUGGCGGAAACAUCGAGUUGAAGCAGAAGACCCACUGACGAGUUCUCCACGUCACUUGCCACACUCCUGUAAAUAUGGCUAGCCCGACCCAUGCCCCCGUGUGUAUACAGUACGUACGUGUAUUAGCAUAAAUAGAGUACUCGUAAUAGUAAGGGCUUUAAUACCAGCAAAACACGAUAAUAGCGCAGGAUAAGAUGCCAUACAGCUCCCCCGGGCUGGCCCCCCUUCUCACCCCGUCCCAACCCCGCAAAUACGGCCGCCCAAUUGUUCUAUUUUUGCCUUGACGUCAAAUGUGGCGUACCGUUCCAGUCCCUAUUUUGCUGGCUCUGGGCAGGCCCGGAAGGCCUCGAUGGUGAUGCGACGUACAUGCGGUGCGUCAUUCUCUUUCUGCCUUCUCUCGAGCAGACCUAUCCCGUCCACGGCCCUGACGUGGAGACAUGUCCCCUUCCGGGAAAAGUUUAUAAAAAGAUUGGUGUUUCCAGUUUGAUGAUCAAUUGACUGCAACGG
This is a messenger RNA of Pichia membranifaciens NRRL Y-2026, 1178 nucleotides long. RefSeq lists its product as hypothetical. Gene Ontology annotation, biological process: mitochondrial respiratory chain complex III assembly. The transcript has a single exon. The coding region runs from base 311 to 709 and encodes 132 amino acids. NCBI's taxonomy places the organism in Eukaryota, Fungi, Ascomycota, Pichiomycetes, Pichiales, Pichiaceae. The record is from RefSeq and is a predicted model, not a curated record.